Messenger RNA from Coregonus sp. 'balchen', 18589 nucleotides. Lineage: Eukaryota; Metazoa; Chordata; Actinopteri; Salmoniformes; Salmonidae. The record is from the annotation of a GenBank genome assembly.
CUCUGACGGAAGUGACAUUGUCGUCGAGGUCACUGAUCCAAGGUGGACUGGAACUUUACAUUAAUUUACUAUUUCGUUAUGAUAACAGCAUAUAUAUUUGAAUGAUUUUGAAGACCAUUUUGAUAACAUCGCUGGGCAGUUUAUGUUUGCGGGGAGAUGUCUGGUGAAGUUCUAAACGAACAGGUAAGAACCUGAGAGUACUGUGCACGAGGAGUUUAGUUUUUUGUUUUUGGGACCGCCUUCAUUGAACAUUGAUUGGUGAAAAAUUACAUAUCACGCGCUGCUAUUGGCUAAACAAAUGAAUGGGCAUUUGGUAUUUGCUACUCGAGGAGGAAACUUUCAAGAAAUAAUCCAGCACGCGAUCACGUAAUGCUGAAAGAUAUCAGUUAUAAGAACAUGUAUUACUCUGAAGUGGUUAAUUGGCUUUCAAUGAAUCACUCCAGAUAUAUAUUUCACAUUGACUUGUUUCUGUGUAGCUAGCUAGUUAAUAGCCCUAUAAAGGACGCCGCGCAUGGGCGUCCUGGGUGAUUAUAAUGCAGAGGCCGAAAAAUAACUGGCAAAAUGUAUUUUUUGGGGGGGAGGUACUUGUUUACGAAAAUCUUGUUAUUGAAAGCUAAUCUAUAAUCCGUAACUCCUUGUCCGUCGGUCAGGAUAGUAUAACGUGUGGAUAUCUGUAUAGAAACCGUCUGAUCCGACUUUUUCUCCAAACCGGCACCUAUAACUCUGCUGUGGUAGAAUACGCGUUUUGUGCUCUGUCUACCACAGCAGCUAGCUUGGAGAAGGGUGCAAUUGCGACCCGUAAUUCGGGGCGUUCCUGUAUGUGGGCAUUACCGCAUCUGCAGGAACCCCUCUUUAUACUUAUAUUAGUACAUUUUUAGGUUAGCGGGAGGCGGGGAUGCUCCAGUACAUUAGGUGGCGUUAAUGCACAAUAAUGUUGGAUUCCAUCUGCAGAUAAACCCUACAGAAGAAGGGGUGGGGCGACAACGGCCGUAGUUGUGAAGUGUUCUUGAAAAAAAUUGACCUUAUUUUAGGGCGUUUUUCACCCUGCCAGCUCCUAUUAGUUCUAUUGAGCACUGUGGCACUAACUCAGCUUCCAAACGUUCUAUUCCCAGCCCAUUGUUCUGCAUCACAAUGUCAGCUUCGCUAUUGUUGGCAAUGAGACCUGCUGGCGUUAACCCUGUAUACUUACCUCAGGUAACUUAUUAUUAACAAGGUUAUGGCUACUUUGUGCGCAAGCUCACUGUUCGCCUGGGUACACGUUGUGGUGACCCACAGUGCUAGCGAUGUCUGGCGCAUAGCCAUCAAACGUUAAACAUUUUCUGGUCAAGGUUAACCAUAUUUAUUUUCAGAAAAAGGUGUAAAACCUAAACAAAAUGCAUGUCCCUGUCCUCUUUUUCAAGAUGUGGCCAAUUUAAACAGCCGGAAGACAUUUUGUAGUGAAAAGAGAACUUUUUUUUUUUUGACGAUUUGUUUCUAAAUGGCUGCUGGGUAAUUUGAUAUGCGUCGAAAUCUGUUCGUUCGUGGGCAUGGAAUUGAUCGAAUGCUGCGCAGGUUCACUGAGUUGCAAACUAAAUGGAUAGGUCUAGCUGAUUGAUUUGUAGAUCUGACGCAGUCGUUACCUCAGAUUAUGAGCCUAGCAAGUGUCGCGAAUGAGGUAUGUAGUACCCGCAGAAGGCCACAGGGAGGAGCAAGAGGGCUAUAAACGCAUACCGUUUUUUGCCUUAAAAACCCUAAACCUACGCAUAACCUAUUUUAGGCCAAACCCUAACCCUAAUUUUAGGGUAGGGUAGCCUAAAACUUGUAGAAACUAUUUUAGUUAUAUAUUAUGUUACUAAAUACCAUUUAUAGUGCUAAAUAGCAUUUUGAUUAUUUCUUUACAUCAAAACCUAUGUAAGCAUUUUGCAGUUUUUUUCUUAUUUUUAUUAGUUAUUUUAUGAUAUUUAUUAUGGAAAGUCAGAACACUUGAUAAAUAAGCCACAUUAUUAAUAUUAUUUUUUAAUGUGGUUUGAACUGGGUUUGACCUAGUAACCUCUAUUUAAAAGUCCAGCAAUUGGCGUGGGAUAGGUGCGACAGGUUUGAGACUGAUCUCAGGAAUUAAUAAGAAAAAUACACUUUAUUUCUCAGCUGCCUCACCAAUGUCUUUAUGUGAAUUAAUAACUUUUAAUUGCUAAAUAUUUAUAAUAGAUGGCAGCAUAAGACCAUGAAGCAUCAGUUAUAGGCUAUAGCAGCAAUAUGAUUGACAUAAAAUAACAUGCAACCAAAGACUAUGUCCCAUGAUUUUCUAAAAUGGUUACUCAUUACUUUACAGUUAUAUAUAUAUAUAUAUAUAUAUAUAUAUAUAUAUAUAUAUAUUAUUAGGCCUGUGUUGCUUUUGGGAGAGCCAAAAAAUCACUAGUCAGGGGCCUCUCGAGUGGCGCAGCGGUCUAAGGCACUGCAUUGCAGUGCUAGAGGCGUCACUACAGACCCGGGUUCAAUCCCGGGCUGUGUCGCAGCCGGCCGCGACCGGGAGACCCAUGAGGCGGCGCACAAUUGGCCUAGCAUCGUCCGGGUUAGGGGAGGGUUUGGCCGGCAUGUCCUUGUCCCAUCGCGAUCUAACGACUCCUUGUGGCGGGCCGGUCGCCAGCUGUACAGUGUUUCCUCUGACACAUUGGUGGGCUGGCUUCCCGGGUUAAGCGAGCAGCGUGUCUCUCGACCUUCGCCUCUCCCGAGUCUGUAACUACCAAUUGGAUAUCACAAAAUUGGGGAGAAAAAACAAAUAAUCACUAGUCAGAUGCACUAACCUCAACCCUAGUAUACAGUGCCUUUGGAAAGUAUUCAGAUCCCUUGACUUUUUCCACAUUUUGUUAGGUUACAGCCUUAUUCUAAAAUUGAUUAGUUUUUUUCCCUAAUCAAUCUACACACAAUGACAAAGCAAAAACAGGUUUUUAUAAAUGUUUGCUAAUUUAUUAAGAAAAAAAAAAAAAAAACGGAAAUGUUACAUUUACAUAAGUAUUCAGACCCUUCACUUAGUACUUUGUUGAAGCACCUUUGGCAGCGAUUACAGCCUCAAGUCUUCUUGGGUAUGACGCUACAAGCUUGGCACGUCUGUAUUUGGGGAGUUUCUCCCAUUUCUUAAAUAUGCAAAUAAAUAUGCAAACAUUUCUAAAAACCUGUUUUCACUUUGUCAUUAUGGGGUAUUGUGUGUAGAUUGAUGAGGAAAACAAAUAAUUUAAUCAAUUUUAGAAUAAAGCUGUAACGUAACAAAAUGUGGAAAAAGGGAAUGGGUUUGAAUACUUUCUGUAUUAGAUAAGUGAUGAUCAAUGAUCAUAGGCUAUAGAAAUAAUCACUGAUCUGACAUAACUUGGUUGGUAGUCUAUGAUGGAAAAUCUCCUUUCACCUAUCCAUCUAUCGGUGAUGUCUUCAAGGAUGGGAGGAAUGAAGGAUGCAUAGGUUAUCCCAAAACAGGGGUAUCAUCUCCGUUAUAGGCUAUGCAUUUCUCUCUGCUAUACCGCUAUUUUAGGCUACCACUUGUUCAUCGUAUAGAGAGGCUAGUUUCUAGACCUGUAAUAGGUUAUAACAAUGGACUGUAAAAUUGCUGUCUCAGAUGGGUCUUUACCCAUGCCCCCUGCCCCGUGGCUAUGCAAGGUGUCCAUCACUGGAGUUUGGGGUCAGCCUGUGAGCCGGCAGGGUAGCGCAAUCCUUCUUUAUGCAAUCCAUGCAUUAGGCUAAAUUCACAAGAUAAGCCUAGUCCUACGAGGCUACUUCAUAGGAUUUGUACAUAAAACACCAUGCCAUUAUGCACAGAUUUGUAAAUUAACCUUCCGUUUGGACAUAUAGGUUUGGCCUAGCUUUUAGACUCUCUGCAAACGAAUAAAAUAUCAACUAGAGAAUUGGAAAAACGAUAUCAAAAUCUCUCUAUUUAUCUCUGUUUUUGCCAUUAAAAUAAUAUUCUGUUAUUCAAUUUGUACGAUUGUAUUAUAUUAUUGGAUUGAUAAGCGUUACAAUCACAGAACAUGCACUGGCAAUGAUUGGAAGAAAUGUGAAAAGAAUAGCCGAAACUCUUAAUUCAGCCCUAAAUACAGCAUGAAGUCAAUGUGUAGGCUUACCACACACACCCACCCACACAACAACUGACACAAUUUCUCAGCAUAUGCCAGGAGACAGAGAGUGGAGGCACUAUACAGUAGUCUUAAGACACUACAGGGCAAAGACACUCAUAGCAGUGCUCAUCACAUACUCCUCACAGACACUUCAUUGUAGAGCCUGAGGAAGAGCUCUAGUCUUCUUUCGCCCUUACCAGGAAGAUCCACCUUUAAGUCAGCCGAAAGAAUGGAGGAAGGACCUUAUAAGUCUGUUAGAGUGAGUGAUUAAGGUUUAACCUGGUACUUGCCUAACAAGCUGGAGUUAUGAGGAAGAUCGCUUAUAAGGAAGUUUAUGUGUUUUUAUUAUCUUUUUUAACAGGAUGGAAACGGAACAGUGAAUCGGGUCAUAAGGAUGGGGACCAGGAAGAGCCAGGUAAAUUCAUUUAUUCAGUCAUUCAUUUAGUUUUAAAUGUAUAUUAUUAUAAUAAUUUUUAUUCACACCUGCGCUGUUGGCGCUCCGAGCUGAAGAAUUUCACUGUACACAGCAACUACAUCUGUGCAUGUGACUAAAUUAAAAUCAAAUAAUUAAUUGAUUCACAAGCUUGUUCAGAUGAUCUACUGUAGGAUAUUUGAUAACUUCAUGUCAUUAAUGUUACUGUUCACUAAUUCUGGUCAUCAAACGUUGACUUAAAAUCAUUCAGUCAUCAUAGUAAAAUAUAUUCUCAAAAAGCCUCUGUAUUCAACCUCCAUAUUAGUAAGGAUUUUUCAGUUGGGAAGUUAGGGAGGGAGGUCAUCUUGAAAAGGGUGGGUCUGUGUGUACUCAUCUGAUAAGAGCUUAUCCCUGAUCUGUCACCAUUGUGAUAGUCACACAAGUGUCUGUGGCCAUGUGUCACAGAUACUGCACAGGCUAUUUAACUCAUGACAAUGCAUACAUUUGUGGUUAACUUGACGUUUAUUAGUAUCCCCAUUAGCUGUUGCACAUGCAGCAGUUACGCUUCCUGGGGUCCACAUAAAAUACAUGAAAGGGUAAAGAACAAUUAUAGACAAGAACAGCAUAAGAUAUUAUUACAUUAAAAUUAAUAUAUUGUCAAGGCACCAAGAGACCAUUUUUAAAAACUAUUUACACACUAUUCAUAUAUACAUAUUCACAUACUUACAGUGGGGAGAACAAGUAUUUGAUACACUGCCGAUUUUGCAGGUUUUCCUACUUACAAAGCAUGUAGAGGUCUGUAAUUUUUAUCAUAGGUACACUUCAACUGUGAGAGACGGAAUCAAAAAUCCAGAAAAUCACAUUGUAUGAUUUUUAAGUAAUGAAUUUGCAUUUUAUUGCAUGACAUAAGUAUUUGAUACAUCAGAAAAGCUGAGCUUAAUAUUUGGUACAGAAACCUUUGUUUGCAAUUACAGAGAUCAUACGUUUCCUGUAGGUCUUGACCAGGUUUGCACACACUGCAGCAGGGAUUUUGGCCCACUCCUCCAUACAGACCUUCUCCAGAUCCUUCAGGUUUCGGGGCUGUCGCUGGGCAAUACGGACUUUCAGCUCCCUCCAAAGAUUUUCUAUUGGGUUCAGGUCUGGAGACUGGCUAGGCCACUCCAGGACCUUGAGAUGCUUCUUACGGUGCCACUCCUUAGUUGCCCUGGCUGAGUGUUUCGGGUCGUUGUCAUGCUGGAAGACCCAGCCACGACCCAUCUUCAAUGUUCUUACUGAGGGAAGGAGGUUGUUGGCCAAGAUCUCGUGAUACAUGGCCCCAUCCAUCCUCCCCUCAAUACGGUGCAGUCGUCCUGUCCCCUUUGCAGAAAAGCAUCCCCAAAGAAUGAUGUUUCCACCUCCAUGCUUCACGGUUGGGAUGGUGUUCUUGGGGUUGUACUCAUCCUUCUUCUUCCUCCAAACACGGCGAGUGGAGUUUAGACCGAAAAGCUCUAUUUUUGUCUCAUCAGACCACAUGACCUUCUCCCAUUCCUCCUCUGGAUCAUCCAGAUGGUCAUUGGCAAACUUCAGACGGGCCUGGACAUGCGCUGGCUUGAGCAGGGGGACCUUGCAUGCGCUGCAGGAUUUUAAUCCAUGAUGGCGUAGUGUGUUACUAAUGGUUUUCUUUGAGACUGUGGUCCCAGCUCUCUUCAGGUCAUUGACCAGGUCCUGCCGUGUAGUUCAGGGCUGAUCCCUCACCUUCCUCAUGAUCGUUGAUGCCCCACGAGGUGAGAUCUUGCAUGGAGCCCCAGACCGAGGGUGAUUGACCAUCAUCUUGAACUUCUUCCAUUUUCUAAUAAUUGCGCCAACAGUUGUUGCUUUCUCACCAAGCUGCUUGCCUAUUGUCCUGUAGCCCAUCCCAGCCUUGUGCAGGUCUACAAUUUUUAUCCCUGAUGUCCUUACACAGCUCUCUGGUCUUGGCCAUUGUGGAGAGGUUGGAGUCUGUUUGAUUGAGUGUGUGGACAGGUGGCUUUUAUACAGGUAACGAGUUCAAACAGGUGCAGUUAAUACAGGUAAUGAGUGGAGAACAGGAGGGCUUCUUAAAGAAAAACUAACAGGUCUGUGAGAGCCGGAAUUCUUACUGGUUGGUAGGUGAUCAAAUACUUAUGUCAUGCAAUAACAUGCAAAUUCAUUACUUAAAAAUCAUAAUGUGAUUUUCUGGAUUUUUGUUUUAGAUUCCGUGUCUCACAGUUGAAGUGUACCUAUGAUAAAAAUUACAGACCUCUACAUGCUUUGUAAGUAGGAUAACCUGCAAAAUCGGCAGUGUAUCAAAUACUUGUUCUCCCCACUGUAUAUACAGUACAGUUAAAUUAGAUCUUUAGAAAGAGGAGAGGUGCAAGUUUUUACUAAACUUGCUUUUUGCCUGAGUAACCUCUGGUGGCAGAGCAUUCCAUGAUGACAUUGCUCUACAUAACUGAUCGACACAUUUAAAUCAGUUUUUUGUUUGGGUACCGUGAAGAAACCCAUAGUGGCAUGUCUAGUGGGAUAUGUAUGUCUAUCUGAAGUGUAUGCAAGUAGAUCAUACAAGUGGUUAGGAAUUUUCAGCACACAAAUGUUUCCUAAAAAGACAAGAAGAGAAGUAGUCAAUCUCUCUUCAACCAGGAAAGACUAUCAUGCAUGUUGUUGAUAUUAGUUCUGUGUGUGCAGUUAAGGGCAAGGCGUGCUGCUCUGUUUUGAGCCAGCUGCAGCUUUGCGAGGUCAUUCUUUGAUGCACCUGACCAAAUUACCGGACAGUAAUCAAGAUCGGACAAAACUAGCGCCUGAACAACUAGUACAGUCGAGUUUUGUCAAAAACACAGAAACUUUUUAUAACAGACAUCUUUAAUACAGCUUUGUCAAUAUGACUUACUUGACCAUGAUAACUGACCAUCCAAUGUUACUCCUAGGAGUUCAGCUUCCUCAACUUGCUCAAUGGUCACACCCUUGACCCAUUUACUGUGUUGGUGUUGCUCAUAUAAUUCAUCAUAACUUCAGAAUUAGCAGAGAGCCCACUCUGGAAAUGUGACAUGUUUGAAGAGUAUAUUGAUCCAAAUAAUGUCUAAAAAGCAAAAGCAAAAAGUGUACACUCGAGAUAUUCAUAUGAAUAUUUUUUAUGUUGAAUGAAUGAAUGUGAACAUUUUUAUUUCAGAAUCUAGAUAUACUCCAUAUGUUAAAGCUAUAGAUUAUAAGGAGGCUAAUGAGACCAAUAUGUUGUCUGUCUAAUGUACGGUUCAAAGAUCAUAACAUCUUACAGGAGGCAUGUAUAUGUCUAAAAAGGGCCUGAAAUGGCCACUUUCAUCAUGAUUUUAAAAAAUAAAUAUCUUUGUGAUACAAAUGUAAAAAGCAUGUCAAACAUCCUUCCUCCCAAUGACGUUUAUAUGUGAGACUUGCCAGAACAAUCUGAGAUACCAAAAAUAUUUUCUGCCUACUCCGGUGUGGAAUCUCACCCUUGUAUUGUACUGACUCAGAUGACUGAUGAUUGGCUAAAGGUAAUGGAUAAUAAGAUGAUAGUUGGAGAUUUAUUGUUAGAUUUCAGUGCAGCCUUUGAUGUUAUUGAUCAUCAUUUGUUAUUGAAAAAACUCAGUUUACAUCACCUACCAUCACAUGGUUGGAGAGUUACAGGUAGCUGCCAAAAUAAUGCAAACAUUUGAGUAAAUGAGGGAUGCAAAGUAUAUUGAAAGCAGGUGCUUCCACACAGGCGUGGUUCCUGAGUUAAUUAAGCAAUUAACAUUGCAUCAUGCUUAGGGUCAUGUAUAAAAAUGUUGGGCAGGCCAUUAUUUUGGCUGCCAUGGCUAUGCCCCCAUAGGAUGACAAUGCCCCCAUCCACAGGACACGAGUGGUCACUGAAUGGUCAGUAGUUAACUUGUUAUUUUGAAAAAUAGCAUUUACUAAGAAUAGUCAGCAAACUGAUUGGAUGGCUGUUAGAGCCAGCAAAUGGUGCUUUAUUCUUUUUAGGUGGUGGAAUUACUUUAACUUCCUUCCACGCCUGUGGACACGCACUCCUUUUAGGCUGUAGUUAAAGAUAUGACAAAUAGGGGUGGCAAUGCAGUCUGCUACCAUUCUCAAUAGUUUCCCAUCUAGGUUGUCUAUACCUAUACCUGGUGGUUUAUCAUUAUUGAUGGAUAACGAUAGUUCUUCCACCUCUCCCACGCUAACUUAACCAAAUGCAAAACCGCUAUUCUUUCUCUCAUUAUUAGAUCUUUUAUACAAAAUUAUGUUGGUUCACUGUUCAAUGUUAUAAUUUCACUUUAUUUUUCACUUUAAUGUCCAUGUCAUAGCCUUUUCAAGGCAAGUUCAUUCUGCCAAGUGCCCACAUCUGCACAAAGCAAUGAUAAAUCAGUUGCACCUGGCACAUCAUUCCUUACAUAUCUACAUAAUGCAUGUAAUAAUAUAAAAUAAUGUAUUUUUAUAUUUCAGUUGGCUCGCAUCCAGACUGACUAUGUGGCAGAGAAACUGAAGGCACUUUAUCCAGAUGUCCAUCUGGAAAUAGGUGAGAAAAGUAGAGAUGCGUAAUACAAGAACGCUCAUACAGCCAUACACACUCUCUCCCCCUCCCACUCUCUCUUUCUCUCUCUUCCUCCCGCUCUCUCUCUCUUUCCCUCCCGUUUCUCUCUUUCACUCUCUGACUCUCUCUCUCUUUCAUUCCUGCUUUCUCUCUUUCACUCCCAGACUCUCUCUGUAUUUAUCUCCUCUGUCAGCCUUUUCAGUUUCUGAACAAAUAGUAGAUUGUGUUUGGGAGAAGAUGGUGUAAAGCAUACAACUGUACUGACACACAGUUUACUGUCUUUCGGCUUUGUUACUCUGACUGUCUUUAAAGAGAAUCUGCUGAAAUGGAACUGAUGACCUCACUACCACUGUCAUUCAUAGUCAUGAUUGUAAUGCACUACUUUUACAUUCAUUCCAGUUGCCAUGUCCACGAUUGGCGACAAAAUCUUGGACACUGCAUUAUCAAAGGUUUGUUCUGAAUAAAUAAUGCUUGAAAUGUAUUUGUAGGUUUGAGAUCAUUGCCAAACCAUUGCUAUUUUUAUUAACUUUAUCAGUGCUGGUGGAAUGGCAACGUGGCUGGUAUGUCUGUCUACUUCAGCGUCUCAAAGUGUCUUGGUUGUUUCAGAUUGGUGAGAAAAGUCUUUUCACAAAGGAGCUGGAGAAUGCUCUGGAGAGGAAUGAGUAAGUAUGGACAAUGUUAAUGAAAGUAGUUACAGUAUUGAUUUGAGUGACACUCUCCUGGUGACAAGUAGCAAGUCUGAUAAACAGCGCCCUCUGUUGACAGAACUCCGAACUGUAUCAAAUUUCAUUGCAUAAGAACGCAUACAGGUAAACGCCAAAAUAAAGGAAACCCUUGAGUAAAUGAGGAAUACAAAGUAUAUUGAAAGCAGGUGCUUCCACACAGGUGUGGUUCCUGAGUUAAUUAAGCAAAACAUCCCAUCAUGCUUAGGGUCAUGUAUAAAAAUGCCCAUUAUUUUGACUACCAUGGCUAGACCACCAGAUCUCAACCCAAUUGAACACUUAUGGGAGAUUCUGGAGCGGUGCCUGAGACAGCGUUUUCCACCACCAUCAACAAAACACCAAAUGAUGUAAUUUCUCGUGGAAGAAUUGUGUCGCAUCCCUCCAAUAGAGUUCAAGACACUUGUAGAAUCUAUGCCAAGGUGCAUUGAAGCUGUUCUGGCGGGUCGUGGUGGUCCAACGCCCUAUUAAGACACUAUGUUGGUGUUUAAUUUAUUUUGUCAGUUACUUGUAUAUGAGUGCUUUAGAGGUUGGAAAAUUAAACGCAGUUCUUUAUUAAUAAUAAUAAAUAAUAAUAUGCCAUUUAGCAGACGCUUUUAUCCAAAGCGACUUACAGUCAUGCGUGCAUACAUUUUUUUUGUGUAUGGGUGGUCCCGGGGAUCGAACCCACUACCUUGGCGUUACAAGCGCCGUGCUCUACCAGCUGAGCUACAGAGGACCAGUAAUAACUAUAUUGUGAAAUGGGGGUUUAUUUUUGUGUUUUGAAAUGACAAGGCUGCGGAGCUAAUGCAAAAACUUGGGAGUGUACAACUCCUCUAUAACCAGCAUCUCUCUUUCUAACAGGGUAGACCUAGUAGUGCACUCUCUCAAAGACCUCCCUACAACUCUGCCCAAUGGCUUCACUAUAGGAGCAGUGCUUCAGUGAGUACAAACCCUACUUACUACAUCAUCAGCACUGUCCAUUGUCAUCCACACUCUUCUUAUAGUUGGACAGUGUUGUGGGAUGAAUAGCACCAACAACAACAGCCGGAAGCUGAUGUCUUCCAAUGAAUGUCCAUUCAUACAAAUCAAUUUUGAACUGAUCUAUGGAAAUGAGUUUUAGUUUUCACAUUCAUUGAGUCUUUUCUGCAAAAAAGGUAUCCCUUUUGAAUACUAAGAUUCUCUGUGUAUACGCUUUCUCUUCCUUUCCAAUGUUUCUCUAAGGCGUGAAAGCCCACAUGAUGCAGUGGUGCUACAUCCAAGGAACAGUGGGCUCACCCUGGACACCUUGCCAGAUGGCAGGUAGGUGUGCCACUGUGCCAGGGAGAAUAGUGAAUGAUGGAGUCCAAUUCUCAGUGUUCUGUGGUAAACUUGGCACAUCACACAGCCUAUAAAAUCUUCAUCCAUCUUUAAGACGAGGACAUGGCAUGACUGUUACAAUGGUCAAUGUGGAUAUCUAUAUUUGAUCCUUUUGAGAGAAUACUUCAAUGGAUGAUUUUCAAACCAAACUCCACUGAUGUCUGUUCUGUUCUCACAGUGUGAUUGGUACUAGCUCUCUGCGUCGGGCUGCUCAGCUGAAGAAGAGGUUUCCUCACCUGGAGUUUAAAGACAUUGUAUCGUUUUCUAAUGCAGAACUGCUAUGAUUUACUGUCUGUCUCGUUGCUGUCAGUAUUCAUGCAUUUAGCUAUUUAUUGUAGGGGAGACUGGAGGCAAUUGUAACAGUUUUUGUCCUACUCUAUUGCUCAGAGAACACUUUAACUAGGCCAGGCAUUCAGGUUUCUUAUAUGUCUGUACAUAAGACAGUCGGAACACAAUAUUGAUUUUAAUCUGAAAAGUCGCCCAUGCCAGGGGCAAUUGUAACAGUAGCUGGGGUCAAAUGUAACACCUACAAAAUCAACCAAAUAAAUGUACCUUAAUUUAAAAAAGUAAUGUUUAUGAAUAAUUAUAUCAUAGACAUAUGUAAUGAUUUUGCAAGAAAUAUGACUAUUUCUAUGUACGUAACCAAUAAUUACAUGGCCAUUCGGUUCCUCUCAAAACAUCUGAAUAGUCGAUGGUGCCGAGAUUAUAUCCGUUUACAAUUUAUUUGGCACUUUACAGGACCCCAAGGCUAUUUACAGUUAUUAUUUGUACAAUUAAUGUAUAAUUCAUACAAUCUUAAAGUUAAAAUCACUUGUUUUCAUCAUUUGGCUGCUUGGCUCAGGGUCAUUUUAACUGUGUUACAAUUGCCCCAAACCCAGCAGCCAUGACACAACCUCAUGUGCCUAGCAAGAGACAACAUUUACAUUUUAGUCAUUUAGCAGACGCUCUUAUCCAGAGCGACUUACAGUUAGUGAGUGCAUACAUUAUUUUUUUAUACUGGCCCCCCGUGGGAAUCAAACCCACAACCCUGGCGUUGCAAACACCAUGCUCUACCAACUGAGCUACAUCCCUGCCGGCCAUUCCCUCCCCUACCCUGGACGACGCUAGGCCAAUUGUGCGCCGCCCCAUGGGUCAGACAACAAAUCACAUUUUAUUGGUCACAUACACAUAUUUAGCAGGUGUUAUUGCGGGUGUAGCGAAAUGCUUGUGAAAAUGUUUAUGUAAGAAAUAAGACACAAAAAAACGAAAUACUGCAAAGUUGCUUAGAAGCUAGAAGCAGAGCUUCCAUGUCUGUCAGCGCCAUCUUGAAUAGUGACACACGUCAUUCAUGUCAAUGUUUAGCAAACAUAUAGUGCAUAAAUUAUGGUAGUUGGAUUUUAUUGGACAUUAUUGCUCAGGGCAGUGUAAGAAAAAUACAGCCAAUUUUUUAAAAUACUACUUUCACCCCUAAAAAAAAGAAAUUGCCCAUAAAACGUGAGAUAUUUGGCUUUAACUUUUCAAGCAGGGAGGAAACCUAAUUGGGCAUGUACUGUGUGUUUAAUCACUCUAGCUAGUUUCUGUUUGGUGAAAUUCAAGGUGUUACAAUUGCCCUGUCUCCCCUAGUAAUUGUUCCUUAACCUGAGCACUAUAGCGAGGUAACCUCAACACUCGUCUGAAGAAGCUGGAUGAGAAGGAGGACUAUGCUGCCAUCAUCCUGGCGGCAGCAGGGCUGAAGAGGAUGGGGUGGGAGGCACGAGUCAGCCAGGUACAGUACACCCAGCUACCAGCCUCCCCAAACAUCUCUGGUGUGCCUAGCCCACAAGACAAAACUUUUCACAAAACAAUACAAUUGCACAGUGCAUACCUAUAAAUUGACUAGGUAUCCCCCUUUCCUUAAGUUGAUCAAUAUGCUAGGAAAAAUUAUUUGAUAAUUUUGUUGUGUCGUAUGUCUCUUGGUAGCUAUUGUAGCUGCUGUAGAAAUUAAAUGUUUGUUGGGUUUGUCUCUACAGGUUCUUGGCCCUGAGGACUGUAUGUAUGCUGUUGGCCAGGUGGGUACAUGUUUUGUGCUAUUGUGUAUAUUUACAGGAAGCACCUGGGCUGCCAGCCGCUAUAACCGUUACACCAUAAGUGCCACACCGUGCACAUCCGUUCUGCAUGUUGGUGUAGAUUCAUUGUAAAAUAUUUAAUCUUGGAUGACCAAAGGCAUAUGAAUCCUUUGAUGAUAGUUAAAGGUCCAAAACAGCUGUUUUUAUCUCUAUAUUAAAUCAUUUGUAGGUAACAAUAAAGUAACUUACUGUGAUUUGUUUUCAAUAAAAAUUAAUAAAAAUAGCUUCUUAGCAGAGACAUUUCUCAAGAAAGAAUUAUGUUAGGACUGUCUGGAAGUGGUCUGAGUGGGGAGGGGAAAAUUGAAAACUAGCUGUUAUUGGCAGAGAGCUUUGGAACUCUUUCUUAUUGGUUUAUUAACUAAUUUACUGAAAGGGCAUUUUUACAAUUUCACAGUAUUAUUCCAACCUCAAUGUGGAAAUAUACACUCAGUGGCCAGUUUAUUAGGCACACCCAUCUAGUACCAGGUCGGACCCCCAUUUGCCUCCAGAUCAGCCUGAAUUCUUCAGGGCAUGUGCCAGGAAAACAUUCCCCACACCAUUACACCACCGCCACCAACCUGUACUGUUGACACCUGGCAGGAUGGGGCCAUGCAAUAGCCCAUCUGUGACAAGGACUGACGAGUUGUGCCGUUCUGCACACCACUUGUACUGCGCCAUUAUUUGCCUGUUUGUGACCCGCCUGUUAGCUUGCACAAUUCUUGCCAUUCUCCUUCGACCUGCCGCUGACUGGAUGUUUUUUGUUUGUCGCACCAUUCUCGGGAAAACCCUAGACACUCGUGUGUGUGUGAAAAGCCCAGGAGGCUGGCCGUUUCUGAGAUACUGGAACCGGCGCGCCUGGCACCGACAAUCAUACCACACUCAAAGUCGCGUAGGGCACUCAUUUUGUCCAUUCUAACCUUCAAUCAAACAGUAGCUGAAUGCCUCUGCCUGUCUGCCUGCUUUAUAUAGCAAGUCAAGGCCACGUGACUCAAUGUCUGUAGGAGCGAACCAUUUUCGCACCUAAUAAAGUGGCCACUGAGUGUGCGUGUGUCUUCAUAUAUAUAUAUAUAUAUAUAUAUAUAUACAUACAUACAUACAUACAGUGAGGGGGGAAAAGUAUAUGUGUGUAUGUAUAUAUAUAUAUAUAUAUACACACACACAGUUGAAGUCGGUAGUUUACAUACACUUAGGUUGGAGUCAUUAAAACUUGUUUUUCAACCACUCCACAAAUUUGUUGUUAAUAAACUAUAGUUUUGGCAAGUCGGUUAGUUCAUCUACUUUGUGCAUGACACAAGUAAUUUUUCCAACAAUUAUUUACAGACAGAUUAUUUCACUUAUAAUUCACUGUAUCACAAUUCCAGUGGGUCAGAAGUUUACAUACACUAAGUUGACUGUGCCUUUAAACAGCUUGGAAAAUUCCAGAAAAUGAUGUCAUGGCUUUAGAAGCUUCUGAUAGGCUAAUUGACAUCAUUUGAGUCAAUUGGAGGUGUACCUGUGGAUGUAUUUCAAGGCCUACCUUCAAACUCAGUGCCUCUUUGCUUGACAUCAUAGGAAAAUCAAAAGAAAUCAGCCAAGACCUCAGAAAAAUAAUUGUAGACCUCCAGAAGUCUGGUUCAUCCUUGGGAGCAAUUUCCAAACGGCUGAAGGUACCACGUUCAACUGUACAAACAAUAGUACGCAAGUAUAAACACCAUGGGACCACGCAGCCGUCAUACCGCUCAGGAAGGAGACGCGUUCUGUCUCCUAGAGAUGAACGUACUUUGGUGCGAAAAGUGCAAAUCAAACCCAGAACAACAGCAAAGGACCUUGUGAAGAUGCUGGAGGAAACAGGUACAAAAGUAUCUAUAUCCACCGUAAAAACAAGUCCUAUAUCGACAUAACCUGAAAGGCCGCUCAGCAAGGAAGAAGUCACUGCUCCAAAACCGCCAUUAAAAAAGACAGACUACGGUUUGCAACUGCACAUGGGGACAAAUAUCGUACUUUUUGGAGAAAUGUCCUCUGGCACGUUUUGCCAUAUUGGAGAUUAGUUUUGUUUUGGUUGGGCUCGUCCCAGGGGGAUGAGCGUUAGAAAGGUAAAAAGAUAAAAAAUGUACCUCUGUUUUUCAAAACUUCUCAGUUUUAGACAGCUAUAUACAGUACCAGUCAAAAGUUUGGACACACCUACUCAUUCAAGGGUUUUUCUUUAUUUUUACUAUUUUCUACAUUGUAGAAUAAUAGUGAAGACAUCACAACUAUGAAAUAACACAUUUGGAAUCAUGUAGUAACCAAAAAAGUGUUAAACAAAUCAAAAUAUAUUUUAUAUUCUUCAAAGUAGCCACCCUUUGCCUUGAUGAAAGCUUUGCACACUCUUGGCAUUCUCUCAACCAGUUUCUCCUGGAAUGCUUUUCCAACAGUCUUGAAGGAGUUCCCACAUAUGCUGAGCACUUGUUGGCUGCUUUUCCUUCACUCUGCGGUCCAACUCAUCCCAAACAAUUCAAUUGGGUUGAGGUCGGGUAAUUGUGCCUUGAAUUCUAAAUAAAUCACUGACAAUGUCACCAGCAAAGUACCCCCACACCAGCACUCCCCCUCCUCCAUGCUUCACAGUGGGAACCACACAUGCAGAGAUCAUCCGUUCACCUACUCUGCGUCUCACAAAGACACGGCGGUUGGAACCAAAAAUGUCAAAUUUGGACUCAUCAGACAAAAGGAUAGAUUUUCACCGGUCUAAUGACCAUUGCUUGUGUUUCUUGGCCCAAGCAAGUCUCUUCUUAUUAUUGGUGUCCUUUAGUAGUGGUUUCUUUGCAGCAAUUCGACCAUGAAGGCCUGAUUCACCCAGUCCCCUCUGAACAGUUUAUGUUGAGAUGUGUCUGUUACUUGAACUCUGAAGCAUUUAUUUGGGCUGCAAUUUCUGAGGCUGGUAACUCUAAUGAACUUAUCCUCUGCAGCAGAGGUAACUCUGGGUCUUCCUUUCCUUGGUUACUACAUGAUUCCAUAUGUGUUAUUUCAUAGUUUUGAUGUCUUCACUAAUAUUCUACAAUGUAGAAAAUAGUAAAAAUAAAGAAAUACCCUUGAAUGAGUAGGUGUGUCCAAACUUUUGACGGGUGCUGUAUAUAUAUAUAUAUAAACACACACACACACAGUGCAUUCGGAAAGUGUUCAGACCCUUUGACUUUUUCCACAUUUUGUUACAUUACAGACUUGUUCUAAAAUUGAUUAGAUAGUUUUUUUCCCCCCUCAUCAAUCUACUCACAAUACCCCAUAAUGACAAAGCAAAAACAGUUUUUAGUUUUAAUACAUUUGCUAACAUUUCUAAAAACCUGUUUUCGCUAUGUCAUUAUGGGGUGUUGUGUGUAGGUUGAUGAGAAAAAUGUUUUAUUUAAUCCAUUUUAGAAUAAGUCUGUAACGUAAACAAAUGUGGAAAAAGGGAAGGGGUAUGAAUACUUUCCGAAUGCACUGUGUGUGUGUACGUAUGUAUGUGUGUGUGUGUGUAUAUAUAUAUAUAUAUUAUAUAUAUUAUAUAUAUUAUAUAUGUGUGUGUGUAUACAAACAUAGGAAAAUCACGUUUUUGAUUGCCCUGAGCCUUUAAGAGUCUGUAUCCCCCAGGGUGCCCUUGCCGUGGAGGUGCGGGCGCGAGACUGUGACAUCCUGCAGAUGGUGUCUACCCUGCACCACUCAGAGACUGUGCUGCGCUGCAUCGCAGAGAGGGCCUUCCUCAGACGCCUGGCAAGUUAACCAUGCGUUUCCCCAUACACACGCCUGACAAAAACAUACAGGACACCAGCUGGCAGCUGCAGAAUAGUUACGGUUUAAAAGCUGCUGCUUAUAGAAAUAAUGUCUUUCUAGCCUCACACAAUCAAUUUCUUUGGUGUAUGGAUCAUAAUUUGUGUGCAUCAGUAUUACAAACCCUUCUCCUAUACUAUCACUCUGACCCUUGCUGCUUGGUCCUUUGUGUACACAGGAGGGAGGUUGCAGUGUACCAGUUGCUGUGAACACAGAAGUGAAGGACUCGGUGGUAAGGAAAUAGUUAGACAUCUAAUCAGAAUCGGGAAUAGAUGCAGAAACCACCAACCAUAGAGCUGAGCAGAGUAACCUCUAAGCAGUUUGCUGUACUUCCAAUGGCUUCCUGGUUAUUUCAAGUAACCAGGAAGCCUAAACUGUAGAAAUUAAGUUUUCUGUAAUUGAUGAGAGUGAGUGUGCUCAUGUGUUUUAAAUGCUCUUCUCUUCUCUUCCAGCUCUCUCUGACAGGUGCUGUGUACAGUCUGGAUGGAGCUGAUAGCUUGAAGGAGACCAUGGAGACCAGUGUAGACCCAGGCAAUAAGGUUGGGGACAGGGCCUGUUUUUAUAUGGCCGUCAUGCCGUAUUCACUGCCAUAUUCCGAAUGUAUUAUUUACUGUAUGUGAUAUUUUCUGUUUUUGUAUGGUCGUCAUGCUUACGAUUGUCCUGGAAUCUAAACUGAUAUGCUCAGUUUCAACAUUGUGGUGAAAGUUUAGAUUCCUGGCUAGUUUAAUUGUAUUCCUAGAAAGUGAAUGUGAUAUUUUAUCUAAUUGGUUGUCUCCACUUUCCUCUUCUCAGGUAGAGGAGUCAGCAGACAUCCAGCAUGUUGGGGUAACAGCCCACAAUGUGCCUCAGUGUGCCCAGGUAGCAGCUGAGAAGCUGGGGGUGGACCUGGCCGAUCUCCUGCUCAGCAAAGGAGCCAUGGAGAUCCUGACCACUGCUCGGAAACUCAACGACGCCCGCUAAGGCCCUCUCUCCACUCCUACAGCGGGUCACAAUUUGCUCCCUACCCCUUCCUUUGGCUCUCUAACCUUUCGGCCAAGGGGAACGAGUAGGGAGCAAAUUGUGACCGGCUGCCAGACACUGUGCAAGCCAUCAGCAUCCAAGACCAGCAGAAGUCGGGCAGGGCCUUGAAUAAUGUUUACUCUGCAUAUGUAUGGAUUCACCUCAGUUGUAUUAUUGUAUAAGCUAAAUGUAUAUGAUCCUAUUAAUGUAUGACCUACUACUCUUGAGAAUGGGUAAAUACUAGGUGAAGAUUUGUAUAGAUGCUGAGGGUUAGGAAUGUACCAAACCAACACCACACACAGAUUUAUGUGAGUAGGACUGACCAACUCCACAUGCACUAUUACAACUUAACCAUAUGACACAUCUCAGGCAAGGCCCUUGGCCUUUUUUAAAUAUAUUGACAGCAAGAGAAUGUUGUCACAAAUGACUAUAUAAUUAUCAACUCUUACUGGAAAAUGUCUCAUACCGAUAGUGCCAUGUUUGUAUACAUUGAGUUAUGAAUGCCUCAUAGAAAGCACAUAUCUGCUUCAGCUCUUUAAAUACCGACCAGUAGUACUGAGCGAUUAGUGGUUUUUGAGGUCAUUUCGAUUAUUUAAAAAAUGAUCGCAGGGGCUGAUUUUUUUUAAACAUAAAAUGCGGGUUGAAUGCUGUUACAGACUAAAACAAUAAAAGUCCCAUGAUGGUAGUGACUGCUCAUCAGU